Sus scrofa (pig) is the source of this 7317-nucleotide messenger RNA. The record is from RefSeq and is a predicted model, not a curated record. NCBI's taxonomy places the organism in Eukaryota, Metazoa, Chordata, Mammalia, Artiodactyla, Suidae.
GCGCUAGAAGGCGUCUAGAAGAGGUGACAAAGCUGCUGCAAUCACAGAAAGGAGCAGCGGAGUGACCGCUGUAAGUGCAAGGGAAAGUGCAGAAGGGCCAGGCUGGAGCCAGAGAAGCUGGCUGGAGGCCGAGCGCGCUGCUGCGGGCCGGAUACUCACUGCCUGUUGGGCGCAGAGCGAGGACGCAGGGAGAGGACUCACCUUCAUUCGUUCUGUGAAUCUUCACGCACAGCCUCCUUCCGUCUCCAGGCAGACAUUCGUGUGCCGCGCGGUACAGGGGUUUGUGAGGAGCCGAGGACCAAUUCUUAUUACCACCUGGUGCCCAAACACAUACAACAAACCUGGGCGGUGGAGGCUUUGCUUCAGCCCAGGCUUCCUUUCCUGCUCCGAGGGCAAGAUGGCAGAGAAUGAAGGUUCCCAGGACACCUUGCGGCUCCAGUUCAGGGCCAUGCAGGAGAUGCAGCACAGAAGGUUACAGAAGCAGAUGGAGAAACGGAAGGAAAAAGAACUGAGCCUCCAAAGCAGAGUUAAUGACCAGAAAGAGCCCCUGGAGAUCUCUGAUGGCCUCAGCGUCCUCCAAGCCGGGGAGCAGAACUCAAAAACCAGCUUUGAGCAGAGGGUGCUUGAAGAUGAGAUCCAACAGCUGCGGGAUCAACUCAGGGAAACAGUGGAUGAGAACGGGCGAUUGUAUAAGCUGCUAAAGGAGAGGGAUUUUGAAAUCAAACACCUCAAAAAGAAGAUAGAAGAGGACAGAUUCGCCUUCACAGGGACAGCUGGUGCAGCUGGAGAUGUGAUCGCCACCAAAAUUGUUGAGCUGUCCAAAAAGAACCGGGUGCUGAUGGCAGAGUCAGAGGGCGCGAAGACCAGAGUGAGGCAGCUGAGCAACCGCAUCCAGGAGCUAGAGCAGGAGCUGCAGACGGCCCUUGCCAGAUUGCCAGCCAAGGGGGCCACCGACGCAGGAACCAAGCCUCUGAGGGCCCAGAUGGGAGACAGAAUCUUGCCGGAGAGCCCAGAGGUGAAGGUCUUGCAGGACAGGCUGGCGGCUACAAACCUGAAGAUGAGUGACCUCCGCAACCAGAUCCAGGCUGUGAAGCAGGAGCUCCGGAUAGCCCAGAAGGUUUUGACCAGUGAGGUUGGGGAAGAUGUGAACAUCCAGCAGCUCCUGUCCUCUCCUGGCUCCUGGAGGGGUCGGGCUCAGCAAAUCCUCGUCUUGCAGAGCAAGGUUCGAGAGCUUGAGAGACAGCUGGGACAGACCCGGAGCCAGUCUAUAGAAACAGCCAGUGAUGAGCUGCCUGCCCAUCCAGACCCAAGGAAGCUGUCAGCACAGGAGAAAAACCUGUUGAGGAUCCGCAACCUGGAGAGAGAAAAACAGGAAGGCUGGGAGAAACUUGCGGCGGAGCGAGAUGCCCCAAGAGAGCUCGAAGAGCUGAAAAAGAAGUUUGAGGGUGUGAGGUCCCGCAACAAGGUGCUGUCGAGUGAAGUGAAGACCCUCAGGAGUCAGAUGGGGACCCUCGUGGAGAAGGGCCGGCAUGAUGACGAACUUAUUGAUGCCCUCAUGGACCAGCUGAGGCAGCUACAGGAGAUACUGGGCAGCCUGAGUCUACAGGAGGAAAAGACACGAGUGUCCCAGCACCACCUGGACCAGCAGCUCAACAACGAGGCUCAGCGGAGCAGCAGCCUUGUGGCCCAGCUGCGGGCCAUGGUGGCUGAGCGGGAGGCCAAGGUGCGGCAGCUGGAACUGGAGAUCGGGCAACUUAGCGUGCAGUAUCUUCGGAAUAAAGGAGUAGGUGAGGGGUCCAGUGGGCCUGAGGUCAACCCUGCCACCACCAAGUUCCCCAAUGAUCUGGGCCUGGCCAGGUCCCCAGCCUCAGCAGCAGGUGAUCACGCUGGCAGGCUUGGAUCUUCACGCUCCGUGACCAGCCUGGGCCACACGCUGGUGGAAUCUGCUCUCACGUGGCCUUCCCUGCCCAGUCCUCACGGGCCAUCACCCAGGUUCUUGGACUCACCAGAACAAAAAGGCUGGCAGACACAGGUGACAGAGUUCAAGGCCCUCUGGCAGGCCGCUGAGGUGGAACGUGACCGGCUCACAGAAUUUGUCACUGUCCUGCAGAAACGUUGUACCUCAGAGCCUGAGCAGGUAAGUGCCAGGGAGUAUGGCAGCCCCUCUCGUCACCAGGGUGGAGAGAGCAACAUCAAGCUUCUGGAGUCGGAGAGGAAGCUGCAGGAGGAGCGGCACCGCACUGUGGUGCUGGAGCAGCACCUGGAAAAAAUGCGCCUGGAGCCUGCAAGGACGUCAACCUCUCAGAGAGCAGCCCCCAGGAGCAAAACAGGUCUUCCCGCCUCUAACACCAAGCAUAACCUGAACGGGAGUGAGAGGAAGGACCUGUCCUCUACCCAGCUCUCCAAUGUGCCUGUGGAAUCCCAGAUGGAGGAGCUGACCACCAGGAUAGCCAUCCAGGUGGAGGAGAAUGAAAUGCUGAAGGCUGCCCUGGACAGUACCCUGCGGGGAAAGGAGGAGGACUUCCGUAUGUACCACGAGACCCUGGGCCAGGUAAAAGGAGUCUUUCUGCAGGCCCUGCGGCAGCAGAAGGUGGACAAGCACUAGGAUGGCAGCUCAGGCUGGACAGGGCAGCCUCCGGCCUUGAGAGGACCAGGAUCUGUCUGAGGAAUCCAUCUGCCCCUGAAAGCCAAUCUGGGGCAGCCAGCUGGGCCCCUUCUCCCAGAAGAGACUUUCCAAGAGUGACCAGAGCCAACAAACCAUGGUAGGAUUGCAAAGGAGAAGCCCUGGGCAGGCUUGGCUACAGCGUGGAAAGAAGCCCAGUGGUCUGUUGGCAUCAGCAAGAGCUCUGGGAUUACAAGCUGGUUUUGAAUGUACAGAUGCAGUCCCUUGGGCAGGUGCUCAUCAGCCUUGUCCUAGAGCCUAGUGGGGGACCCUUAAUGCCCACAGGUCUCCAUAUGUGCAGGAGAGCCCAGAGUGCUCCAGGCUGGGAGCAUCCCAGCCCCAUCCCCCUAUCCCUCACCAGAGCAUCCUCACACACCACUCCCCGCUCCAUCCCCACCCUCCACAGACUUGGGAGCAUCAUUCUCUCUUGUCAGCCCACCCUUUAGGGCUCUUCCAUUGAUGCAGACCCUCAGGCUUGUAAUAAUAAUGGUGUUUUCAUGAUCACUGAAGCUCCCAGUGAGCAUCUACUUGGCAACCUGACCCCAUUUAGACCUCCAGGAUCCCAGGGUGUUGUCACCCCAUUUUACAGAGAAAGUGAGGCUCACAGAAAGACAAUGAGCUAAUAUUUAACACUAGCCUGCCUGCUUGCAAAAACCAGGGUCCUCCAGUUGAGCAGAUUAGGUAUAGGUGUGUGACAGGGACUGUUGGCACGCAGCUCCACAGCAGUAGAUGUAGGUGUGCCUACCCACUGCUGGGCAGCUCAGCCCCUCACAGCUGCUCCAAGAGGCACCUCCUUUUACUUUCAAAAGGCUGAAGCUUGUGAGUGCUGGUGGCAGAGGGCAGAGGUGGGGCCAACUUGGAGCUUUGGGCAGAAGAAUUUUGAGGCAGUGGGUCCAGAAAAAGGCAUGGUGUGCCUCCCUCACUGCAGCACUGGGGUGAACUGGGAGGGGUGCUGCUGCCCCAUGCCCCUCUGUGACUGCCGCAGAGUGUCACCCCCUCUACUGCAGUUACUGCCAUGAGGAGGGGUGGCUCCAUGGUCUGUGGCCACACACCCAACUCUAGAUAUUGUGGCCACAACUGUGCACACACAGGCCACACCAAAACACAGAUGUACACAGAUACCUAGACUCAGGAGCAUGCAACUAUAUGUAUACACAUGUUACCACAGACAGUGCCAGCACAACACUCAUAGGCCCCUCCCCUCCACACAGGUGAGUGUGGUUGCGUGCAUGCCUGUGUGGAUGUGGAUGCACAUUCCCGCUUGUGAAGACCAGUCAUGUGUGUCACCUGUGUGGUGACUCACAAACACAGUACUUAUGUGAAAAUCCCCUCCCCAGGGGAAACCACCUGGGCCUUCUAGGACCCUGUCUGCUUGAGCUUUUCCUCAGAGGUGAGGCUGAGGAGGGACUUUGUGCCAGCCUUCCACUCAGAGCUCCCAAUCCUGUAUGGGGUACAGGUCUAGAGACCCCCAGCAAGUGUAGUGAAAGCCAUCAGGAUGAAGGGAUCCUAAGGGUCCCUGAAAAGGAAGUUUUCCUCUGAUCCCACAUGAAGUGAAAUAGCCAGGCAGAGCUAGAGAGAGGAAGAGGACCUGUGCUGGGAGGUGGCUGUGUGACAGUGAGGAAUGCGCCAGAUGCAGUUAGAAUGAGGCCAAGCAGUUAGCACCUUCUCCUGCAGGCGCCAGGGAGCCCAGAGGGUGAUCUGAGUGCAGAGGGGUGCAAGCUCUGGCCCUAAGCAGAGCCCCUGGGAGGGGAAGGCAAGCAUAGGACUGGCCAUCCUUCUUGGGGAUGGAUGGAGGCCAGGGGUCACCUCAAGGGAGUGCAGGGUGGCAUGAUCCAUACCCUUGACUACUCAAGGUAGUUUUGCUGUCCUUCCUGGCCCAGGGCUGGGUAUGAGGAGGAAAGGGUUUCUGGCCCUGGAGUCUGAACAGGUAGGAGUGCCUGAGGCAGAUUUCUCUCCACUCACCACCUGUGUAUCCUUGGGCAAGUUACUUAACCUUCUGAGCCUCAUCUGUAAAAUGGGGACACUAAUAGAAACCUUCCUCAAAGACUGUUAUCGGUGUCAGAAUGCCUCCAAGACACUUAACUGAUUUUAGCUUGCUGUGUAUUUCUGUAGGGAUAUGUGUCAAUAGAUGGAUUCCACAUUGGAUGGGGAGGAAACUGCAGUUGGGCACAGGAAAUCCUGUUAGCACAUUUUCGGGCAAACUGAUUAGUGGGCAUCUUGCAGAAGUUAGUCUGCAAUCUUUAGCCAACUAUGGGUGUAAACAGGACAGUUUUAAUUUACAGGUUCUGCAGGCAGCCCUGAGAGCUUUGCUGUGGAGCUGUGUGCCAACAGUCCCUGUCACACACCUGCCACCAGCACCCUCAGCUUAGUCAGAGCAGGUCUACUCCACUCCCCUGUCAGAAUCUCUCUUCAGGACUCACUGAGUUAAAAGGUGCCAAGUACUAGCACAGCGGCUGGCACACAGUAAGUGCUCAAUAAAUGUUAGCCCUCAAUAUGACCUCUAUUAGUUCAACAAAUACCUGUCAAGCAACUCCUCUGCCCCAAACGUGAGGGUUCCAAGCAAGGGAGACACAGUCCCUGAGCUCUAGGAAGCCUCAGGUCAGCUGGGGAGACAGAUUCCAAGCCACUAUCCAAUCAGCCAGCUGGCCAUCAAGCAGUCAUUGAGUGCCAACUGCAUGCCAACCUCUCCAGGACUGUGAGGGGCCUGGAGGUGAAUUUGACUUGCUGCUGCAUUCAAGGACCUGCUGGUCCAGACAGAGAGGCUUGGGAAACAGAGGGCCACCAUGGACCAGAAGGGGUAUGCAGAAGCAGCACCUCAGAGCCCCCUGUAUUUCCUGCUGUGGCUUCCAGGCUCUUUGCCCAGGUCUGGGUGGGGUGGGGGCUGUCCUUCCAAUCUCCUAGAGGUGUGGGUGGAGGAGGGUAAACGGGAAGGCCCAGGAGAGCCUUUAAGGGAGGAAAGGGUUUUUGUCAAAGGAGCCAAGAACUAGGGCCCUGAAGAAUAUAACUCAAGUGGGUCAGGUGGGGAGUGGGGCAACCUGGUCCAUCCAGGUUAGUGUCCAUGGCCCCUCCUGAGUAGCACCACUUAUUACUGUCCCCGUAGCCAUGAGCAUGACCUCCCCAGCCCUCACGCCAGUGGGCAGCAGGUGGGCUAUAAGUGCCUUUCACAGAUGAGAACACUGAGGACCUACCCAGAGCCACAAGGUGGUGGGCGCAGGUGACAGGUGCAUGGAGAGUGGAGGAACAACAAGCAGAGGCUGAGGAUGGGAAACCUCAUGUGAGGCCUCUCCCUGGCUGUACCCCAGGCAGGUGCUGUGGACCUGGAGCUCAGGUGACAGUCUCACUGACAGGUGAGACCUGGUUGAGCCAUGGGCAUGGCUUGGCCACUGUCCCGUGGGGGCCUCUAGGGCACCACAGCUGAACUGGACAAGGCUGCAGUCUGGCUCAGGCUGACCCAGCCCCAAACACAUCCCAUUGUCCCUGGGCCAUUCCCUGCUCUCAGGAGUCCAAGUCAGGUGGCCUGCAGCAAAAGGACUCAUUUGGGGCCCUGCCCCACUUCCAGUGGCCAGAACUAGCCUCCCGAUCUCUCCCCCAGGGAGCCCACGACCACCCUACAAGGAAGUCUCUGCCCACCCACCCCCUCUCCACAGGCUGCCACACACACCGUAUCUCCUACAGUCCCUGAGCCUUACACACACACACACACACACAGAGUACACGCAGGAGUACACACACAUGCCAUAAACAUACCAAAAAACCCCACACAGACCCCACACACAACCAAGACAAUUAUACACACACACACACAUACGCACGCACACACACACACAUUUUCCCUGCAUUUUUACUUUGAUCAACAAGAAACAUGAAAAGACCUGAGACUUGAGUGAAUUGGCUCCCCUGCCCACGUUUCCCAGUAGCCCUUGCUGGUCUUCCUGCAGUCACUUCCUGCUCCUCAUUUUGUGGAUGCAAGGCGUCUUCCUCUCUCACCACCCCUCACACAGAAGGGAGCUGACCUCAAGCUGUUCAGCUCAGGUCCAAGAGGCCUCCCUAGCCCUCCACCCUCAUGCCACCCCAUAUGCCAAGCUCCCUACAAACCCCACUGCACAGGACUCACCCAGUGGACCACUCUUCCUGCUUUGUCUGGACCUCUGGAGCAAGGGCGUCUCGGUCUAAGAGCCUCUCUUUAUAAGCAGCUCAGUGAGCCAGGCCUCGGCCAAGCAAUGAGUCACUGAAUCCCCCCAAGAACCCAGUGAGGUCAGGGCCGGCAGUGUGCCCAUUUACAGACGAGUAUGAGGCUCAGAGAAGUGGAUUGCCAGCAAGGUGAAGCUCAGGCUCAAGUCAGAUGGCUGAACCUGUGCUCUUAAAAGUGGAGCUAUACCAACCCAUCUGCUUCCCGGAACCAUUCUCUUUGAGCCUCACAAGGGCACAACCUGAUGGCCAGCCCAGGCUGGUCUCAGCCAGCAUUGGGUAUAGAUAGGUGAGCUAAGUUCUUGCCCUUGCAGGGCAGUCAGCUCCAGAAGCUUAUGGGGCUGACCCAACUACCUAACCUAAUCUCCUUGUAUGUCAGGUUCCUUUUCUAUCAACUGAGGAAAAUGGUACAGGUAACCCCUUCCCUGGCGAUUGUGGUACAUUAAAGAUGUACAGCCUUAGAAACA